AUAAUGUCGCUAGUCGUCCCCACUGCACUGUGAGUGUAGCGUUGCAGUGUGAUUUCAUGGCGUAGGGGGCGCUGCUGCACCACAGAGACAUACAUGUGGUCAAAAUGGCGGAGGCUAUGAGAGCAUCAGUCGCAGAGCUACUGCACGGAAUUGACAGAUACAACCCAGAGAACCUGGCCACCCUGGAGCGGUAUGUGGACCUGCAGUGCAAGGAGAACACCUACGACCUGGAGGCCAACCUGGCUGUGCUGAAACUGUACGUUACCUUAAACAAACAAACAAACAAACAAACAAACUGUAGUACGUUACCUUAUAUACCAACCUGGCUGUCCUCAAACUGUACGUUACCUAAAACAAACAAACAAACAAACAAACGAACUGUAGUACGUUACCUUAUAUACCAACCUGGCUGUCCUCAAACUGUACGUUACCUAAAACAAACAAACAAACAAACAAACGAACUGUAUCCUCAAACACAAGAGGAGGAGAUGAUCACCCGAGUGACCUUCCUGGCCGACCUUCUGGAGACGUGUCAGUUCAAGAACUUCUGGAAGGAGAUCGCUCUCACACCUGAAGUCAUCGAGGGCGUCUCGGGGUUUGAGGACUCCGUCAGGAAAUUUAUCUGCCAUGUUGUCAGCAUCACCUACCAGAGGAUAGACAAGCAGACACUACUGGAACUGCUGGGAGACAUAGAUGAUCAGCAGCUGAAGCAGUGGAUGAACAAGUACGGCUGGCGGGACGACAGCGAAGGCUUCGUCUUCCUGGCCAAUCAGGAGGAGAACGUAAAGACCAAGAACAUCGUGGAGAAGAUUGACUUCGAGAGUGUAGCAGGCAUCAUGGCGGCUGCCAUCCAGCGAUGAUCAGGCGCAGCAGUCAGGGAUGUGUGUCAAAUUCCAACUAUCAUAAUACUGUACUUGUAGCUACUCUUCAAGCAGAGGUCCGGCUCCUAAGCCUUUUUGUUGGUGGUUCUAUUUUAUCAGUUUUCCUUGGUAGGUCAAUACAUAUCUACAGAAACUGAGAAAAUAUGCAGACAAAAUGCUUGAAAAGAUGUUCAGAACAAGCCUGAGCCUAGCCUCUGCUUGGAGAGUACUUAUAGCAAGAUGUUGUACUGUGGUUAAUUCUAGCGUGACAACUGAGUGUAGUGAAGUCCACUUUGUCCAACUAGGCAAGUGAGAAGAUAGUUGAUACUGGAGUGAUAUCAAAUUGUGGACAAUUAAACAGAUUCAGACCAGA
This is a messenger RNA of Branchiostoma floridae (Florida lancelet), 1233 nucleotides long. RefSeq names its product eukaryotic translation initiation factor 3 subunit K-like. The transcript is spliced from 8 exons. Gene Ontology annotation, cellular component: cytoplasm; eukaryotic translation initiation factor 3 complex. Gene Ontology annotation, biological process: regulation of translational initiation. The record is from RefSeq and is a predicted model, not a curated record. Gene Ontology annotation, molecular function: ribosome binding; translation initiation factor activity. Lineage: Eukaryota; Metazoa; Chordata; Leptocardii; Amphioxiformes; Branchiostomatidae. The coding region runs from base 105 to 860 and encodes 251 amino acids.